CUAGGGCAUCACUGGAUCUCACCUUUGUGCAGCCAGAAACAGAUGAAGGCACUAUUGUCCUCUUCAAAGAUGCAGCCCACUAUUUGCUUGUUGGUGAUAGAUGGGACUAAAUUAGGGUCUUCUUUGGUGCCUGAAGUUGCCUGUGGGGCUAGCAUAUUUAUGGGUCUAGCCCCUUCCAUGCAGUCAUCAUGACCUCCCUCUCCAGCCCAGCUGCCUGCUCGUCUCAGUAGGAACACCACCUGCAGAUGCCAUGAAGUGCACCAUGGUGACUCCACUGGGACCGUGGGCCCUGAGGUCCUGCAUGGCCAGCACUCCAAUUCCACGAAGUAACCUAGAAGCCAUCACAUCCACCACAAACAGCCUCUGUUGUAUUUUUAUACACUUGCAAUGAACAAUCUGAAAAUAAAAUUAAAAAAACAACUCCAUUCACAAUAGCAUCAAAAAAAAUAAAAUACUUAGAAAUAACUUAACAAAAGAAGUGUAAGACUUGUAAACUGAAAACUAAGAAACAUUGUUAAAAGAAAUUUUAAAAGACCUACAUAUAUGGAAAAACAUCCUAUGUUCAAGCAUUAGGAGACUUAAUUUAAUUUUAUUUUAUUUUAUUAAGAUGAAUAUACUCCUCAAAUUGAUCUAUAAAUUUAAUAAAAUCUCAAUCAAUCCCAGCUGCCUUAUUUGCAGAAAUUGACAAGCUCAUCUUAAAAUUCAUAUGGAAUUAAAAGAGGCCCCAAAUAACCAAAACAAUCUUGGAAAAGAACACAGGAGGAGGACUCACACUUCCUGAUUUCAAAACUUACUACAAAGCUACAAUAAUCAAGACAAUGUGUUACUGGCAUAAGACUAGACAUACAAACCAAUGGAAUAAAACUGAGAGUCCAGAAAUAAACCCAUAGUCUAUGGUCAAUUGAUUUUCAAACAAGAGUGCCAAAAUCAUUCAAUGGGGAAAGAAUAUCCUCUCCCAACAAAUGGUGCUUGGACAACUAGAUAUCCAUACAUAAAAGAAUUAAGCUGGAUCCCUACCUCUAGCAUAUUUAAAAAUUAACUCGAGGGGCGCCUGGGUGGCUCAGUCGGUUGGGCGACUGCCUUCGGCUCAGGUCAUGAUCCUGGAGUCCCUGGAUCGAGUCCCGCAUUGGGCUCCCUGCUCAGCGGGGAGUCUGCUUCUCCCUCUGAUCCUCCCCCUCUCAUGCUCUCUGUCUCUCAUUCUCUCUCAAAUAAAUAAAUAAAAUCUUUAAAAAAAAAAAUUAACUCGAAAUAGAGCAUAGACCUAAAUGUAUGAGUUAAAACUACAAAAAUCUUAGAAGAAAGCCUAGGAGUGAAUCUUCAUGACGUUGGAUUUGGCAAAGUACUCUUAGACAUGACACCAGAAGCAUGAGCAACAAAAGGGAAAAAAAGAUAAGUUCUAUUUCAGCAAAAUUUAAAACUCUGUGCUUCAAAAGACACCUUCAAGAAAGUGCAAAAAGGGUACACAGAGUUCAGAGUACGAAGUUUCUGCGGGCUACAUGGGUAGGAAUUGGCUGGUUGUAUUUAGAGGGACUAUCAAUGGACACCCAAAAGGACAUUCAACCCCCAAAGCGGCAGCCAAUGAUACAUAUCUGCAGAGAAUGUCACCCAGAAAAUGAAAUAAAAUCCAGGGAUCCGAUCAGAUGCAGAGAAUGUGGAUACAGAAUAAUGUACAAGAAAAGGACUAAAAGAUUGGUGGGUUUUGAUGCUCAAUGAAACAUGGAAUUCAGAGGAUUAUCUUCAUUUGUACUUGGAUUUGCUGUUAAUGUUGUAUAGCUUUUGAUCAGUGUACAUACCUUUACAAAUACAAAUAACAUUUCAUUUUAAAAUCCAUCUUGUAAAAAAAUAAAUAAAAAAAUAAAAU
Mirounga angustirostris (Northern elephant seal) is the source of this 1861-nucleotide messenger RNA. RefSeq names its product DNA-directed RNA polymerases I, II, and III subunit RPABC4-like. Gene Ontology annotation, biological process: DNA-templated transcription. The transcript has a single exon. Gene Ontology annotation, molecular function: DNA binding; zinc ion binding. Bases 1366 to 1713 code for a protein of 115 amino acids. Lineage: Eukaryota; Metazoa; Chordata; Mammalia; Carnivora; Phocidae. Gene Ontology annotation, cellular component: RNA polymerase I complex; RNA polymerase II, core complex; RNA polymerase III complex. The record is from RefSeq and is a predicted model, not a curated record.